AUGAAGCCUUUAAUAACCCCCAAACUCUCUAAUGCUGAUCAAAAAUUUUCAGAGAGAUUUCUCCCAAACCGAGCCUCUUCUAACUUGCAGGUCAGUUUUGAUUUAAUCAAAGACGAAAAAUUCCAACAAUCCCAAGACCCAGUCGCUGACGACUCACAAGAAGGCUACACAACCCUUCUAAAAAAUCAGUUCCUAGACCACUCUGCAUCCAAAAAUAACCGUUUCACCUACUCCCAAAACACAUUAACCAAAGAAAACAUGCCGUUGAAUUUUUCAGGAGAAGACAUUUACACCCCACUGAAAUCCCAACGAAAUAUUCCUAAAGCUCCCUUCAAGGUCCUUGACGCCCCUUCUCUACAAGAUGAUUUUUAUCUAAAUUUAUUAGAUUGAUCCUCGAACAACGUCCUAGGUGUAGGCUUAGGAUCCUCAGUUUACCUCUGAAAUGCGUCAACCUCCAAGGUCACAAAACUCUGCGAUUUAGGGUCAAUGGACCCAGUUACCAGCGUUUCCUGAUCUCCUAAUGGAAAUUACAUAUCCAUCGGCACAAAUACUGGAAGUACACUACUAUGGGACUCUAACCGUUUAAAAUUAAUCCGGUCCUUUUCAGGACACUCAAGCAGAGUUGGAGCUAUGGCUUGAAGCAACAAAAUUUUGUCCACAGGAUCCCGCGACCGACAAAUUUUACAUCGUGACAUCCGCUGUCCUGAAGAAUUUGUUGGAAGACUUAUAGGGCAUAAACAAGAAGUCUGUGGGCUGAAAUGGUCAUUUGACGACCAGCAGCUGUCAUCAGGCGGAAACGACAAUAAAUUAAUUUUAUGAAGUUUACAGUCCACGUCACCUAUGGCGAAAUUCAAUGAACAUAUAGCAGCUGUAAAAGCUAUAGCGUGGUCUCCACACCAACAUGGACUUUUAGCAAGUGGCGGGGGAACUGCAGACAGAACGAUAAGGUUUUGAAAUACUUUGACCAAUGAGCAGCUGCAAUGUGUAGAUACAGGGUCACAGGUGUGUAAUUUAAUGUUUUCCAAAAAUAGUGAUGAGAUUGUGUCGACACAUGGGUACUCACAGAACCAAAUUAUGCUAUGGCAGUACCCGGGGCUAAGGAAAAUUGCGACGCUGACUGGGCAUACUUUUAGGGUUUUGUAUUUGUGUAUGUCACCAGAUGGACAAACUGUAGUCACUGGGGCUGGUGAUGAAACUUUGAGGUUUUGGGAUUUGUUCCCUGGAAAUAAAGAAAGUUGUGAAAUAGGACAGAAAACAGCACUGUUUCCUUGUGCUUUUGACCUGCGAUAA
Molecule: messenger RNA, 1290 nt
Organism: Blepharisma stoltei
Lineage: Eukaryota; Ciliophora; Heterotrichea; Heterotrichida; Blepharismidae
Source: the annotation of a GenBank genome assembly